This is a messenger RNA of Dendrobium catenatum, 2534 nucleotides long. RefSeq names its product putative disease resistance protein RGA1. Gene Ontology annotation, molecular function: ADP binding. Gene Ontology annotation, biological process: defense response to other organism. The transcript is spliced from 2 exons. The record is from RefSeq and is a predicted model, not a curated record. Lineage: Eukaryota; Viridiplantae; Streptophyta; Magnoliopsida; Asparagales; Orchidaceae. The coding region runs from base 173 to 2236 and encodes 687 amino acids.
UGCUAAAUGCACGCUAAAUAAAUUGGUCCAGUUUUGGUAAAGAAGUGUCGGCAGCUGCUCGUUGAUUUUCUUGCCCAUCUCCAUUCCUGCUUCUAUCUUCCUUUAAAUUUACGAGCUUCCCCUAACAUCCUGCAAGCUAAUUAAGCUAUUCUCCUUCUUCAGCAAGCUCAACAUGGCGAUGAUCUUAGAAGCUUCUAUGAAAAAAUUAUCUGGAUCGCUCGGUGAUUCUGCCCUUGGAGAGGUGAUCAUGCUGCUAGGUGUGAAGGACGAGCUCCAAAAGCUACGUGAACUGAUGGAGAACAUCCGAUGCCUACUGAAAGAUGCGGAAAAGAAAAGGUUUGAUAAGUCAUCAACCACCGAGCUCUGGCUUUCUAAGCUUAAAGAUGUGAUGUACGAUGCUGAUGAUAUCAUUGACCGUUGUAGAAUUGAGGGCACUCUGCUGCUCUCUGAUCAAAAUUUUGAAUCUAGAACUUCGUCGGUAUGUUGCGACUUCUUAUCUGCCUUCUCCUCCUGUUUCACUAGCGUUCUUUUGCGCCAUGAGAUUGGAAACAAAAUGAAGGAUAUUAAUGAAAGACUCGAGCAUAUAUAUGAGGAUAGAGAACGUUAUAAACUAGAGAAAUCCACUAUAUCCGAAACCCCACAAUUUACUCGACCUGGUCGUAAUACUUCUCCCUUGGUUGAUUCUUAUGUUGUGGGAAGAGAGGUCGAGGAUGUAGCAAAUAGUUUGGUUGAUCGUUUGGUUGGGGAGCAGGUUGAUGAAAAAUGCUCUGUUUUUGCUCUUACCGGCAUGGGCGGGAUAGGGAAGACAACUAUGGCUAAAAAAAUUUUUAACCAUCCAAAAAUUCAAACCUAUUUCAAUGAAAAGGUGUGGGUUUGUGUUUCAGAGACUUAUGUAGAAACUGAGUUAUUAAAGCAAGUAAUAAGAGGGGUAAAUGGGCGCCGGCACUAUGAAAAUGCUAAUUCUAAAGCAGAGUUAGAACCCAUUCUCAGAGAUUCUAUUGCUUUAGCUCAUAGCCUUUUUCUUGUUUUAGACGAUGUGUGGAGGGGGAAUGUGUGGGAUGAAUUGCUUAGAGUCCCGUUGCAGCAAUCUAACGUGAAUGUCAAAAUCUUAGUCACAACUAGAUAUGAAAAUGUUGCGAAGGAGAUGAAGGCAGCGGGUAUUCAUCAUGUGAAUCGUCUUUCUGAAGAGAGCAGUUGGGAUAUGCUUCGUAGGAGGCUUUUCUCAAAGCAAGAAGAAGAGCUAGCGAAUGACUUGAAGGAUCUAGGAUUAAAGAUCGUAAGCAAAUGUCAAGGACUUCCUCUUGCAAUCAAAGUAAUUGCUGGAGUUCUUGUCACAAAAGAGUGCACUAGGAAGGAGUGGCAAAAUUUUCUUAGAAAUUAUGCGUGGUCUAGUAGCGAGCUUUCUGAUGAGCAGAUAAGAGGAGCCCUGCGCCUUAGUUUUGAAGAUUUACCUUCACAUCUCAAGCAAUGUUUUUUAUACUUCUCUUUAUAUCCUGAGGACGCAAAGUUAGAUCUGCAGGAGUUUGCUCCACUUUGGGUGGCCGAAGGAUUCGUAACAGAGCAACAAGAUUCAGUGAUGGAAGAUUUAGCAAAACAAUGGUUCAAUGAGUUACUCAAGCGAAAUCUUUUGCUUCCAGGUGAUGGUCCUAGUGUUGUGUGCCAAAUGCAUGAUCUUAUCAGAUAUCUAGCUAUUUUUUAUUCUAAAGAAGAAACUUCUUUUGCAAAUUUGAAUGUGAGGAACUCCACCAUAUCAGCCAAGCUUCGUCGCCUAUCAGUUGCAAAUCAAAAGGCAGCAGCUGAAAUACUGAAUUCUGUUCCAGAUCAUGGAGCCCUAAGAACAUUGCUUGCUUCAUCUUCUAAUCUAUUAUUGGAUGAUGAAAGAUUGAGGCGGCUUUUGCAUCUACGUGUCUUGGACAUUUCCAAAACAGGAAUUCAAGUACUUCCUGACUCUAUAAGGAACCUAAUUCAUUUGAGUCCUCAAGAGUGGCAUUUGAAGAAAUUUAAGGGCGGUCUUCCAGAGUGGCUAUUGAAGCUUCUGCAACAACGGGUGUCGCAAAAUGAUUUUAAUGAUGAUUUCAGCCUUGAAUUAAAUUUCCCUUUUAAGGUUUUUCGAGAAUGCUUAAAAGGAGGUACUUAUUGGGACUUAAUUCAACACAUUCCACAUGUACUUGUCCACGGUGGCAUUCGUCGUCUUCGCUAUAGUAAAGAACCCUAUAUUUACGAUACAAAUCUUUGAUUAAUUCAUAUGUUAGAGGUUUGUUAAGGAUUAUUAUGCUUGUUAUUGUGGUGUACGUACGUUGUUUGUAUUAUAAUAGGGUAUGCUUCUUUGUAUAAAUGUGGGUGGGUGAGCAAUAUGCGUAUUGUGCCAAAGUGCAUAUAUAAUGUUUGUAUGCUUUGCUUAAUUUUUGUGGGGCCAUCCGUCUCCUCGAUUGGAUUGCAUAUGCUUAUACUUUCUGUGAUUAUUAUGCACAAAGAAGUUGUUUAUUUGUAAGUUUUUCAAUGAAAAGUAAAGUGUGCUUUCAUUAUGCAUUAUC